Messenger RNA from Sitophilus oryzae (rice weevil), 2069 nucleotides. Its product is annotated as ionotropic receptor 75a-like. Lineage: Eukaryota; Metazoa; Arthropoda; Insecta; Coleoptera; Curculionidae. The record is from RefSeq and is a predicted model, not a curated record. Gene Ontology annotation, molecular function: ligand-gated monoatomic ion channel activity. Gene Ontology annotation, cellular component: membrane. Bases 1 to 1743 code for a protein of 580 amino acids. The transcript is spliced from 8 exons.
AUGAUGGUCGAUAAAAGUUUUAUGUUACUGGUAAAAAACAUAAAGGAUUUGAACAUUUCUCAGAUAUUAGAAGAGAAUUACAGAAAAAGAAUGGGAGUUGUCCUGGAUCAGAGUUGUCCUGGGGCAAAAAACUUUUUAACUCAGUGCAAAAAUAUAAAAUGCUUCGAUAACAAGCAUUUUUGGCUUAUUUUAUCCAAUUCACCCAACUAUACGCAAACCUUUGAGAAUGUAAACUUGGAAAUAAGCUCAGAAAUAAAAGUAGCGUAUCCAAAAACAGCAAGAGGAUCUAGGAACGAUGGUUCUUCAGAAGAGUAUGUUAUCGAUGAUGUGUAUAAUCCAGCAUACAAAAAAGGUGGUGAUUUGAAAAUAUCCACGGUGGGACAUUACGACAAACUUAGAGGGUACUGGGUAGAUUUGAAGCAAAAUAAGUAUUUUGAAAGACGAAAUCUCACUGGAAUUACAUUAAAAGGAAUUGUCGUUUUACCUGAUCCUUUUGAUGGGACACUGAAAGAAUAUUUGAAAAGCAAUAGGGAUAAGGAAUGGAACACGUUCAACAGAUUCCAUAAUCGAUUAAUGACGUACUGCGGAAGCUACUAUAACGUUAGUUUUGAUGUAAAAAUGUCGAAGUCUUGGGGAUAUAUCCAGCCCAAUGGAUAUUUCGAUGGGCUUGUAGGAGCUUUAUCCAGAAAGGAAAUCGACGUGGGUUUAUCUCCAGUAUUUGUCAAAAUUGACAGAUUGCCUCACGUUACUUACGGAAGAAAAACCUGGAAUUUAAGAGCGGCUUUUAUAUUGAGAAAUCCCAAAUCUCGAAAAUCCUACCAGAUUUUUUUAAAACCCUUGUCAGUAUCAGUCUGGAUAGGUAUUAUAAUAUCAUGCUCUGCAUCAGUCAUGGCGUUGUGGUUUAGCUAUAAGCUAGAGAACGCAUAUAAUUUUAUCGAAAAAGCGGAUGCCACUCUGUCAUAUAUAGUUCUGUCUACGUUUGGUGCUUUUUGCCAACAAGGUGUGCUCAGUAGUCCACCAUUCGUCUCUGGAAGAAUAGUGAUUAUUUUCACUUUGUUGCUUGGCUCUCUAGUGUAUCAAUUUUAUUCUGCUAGUUUGGUGUCGUUCUUGUUGAACGUCCCUACGACACUUAUAACUAACUUACAAGGAAUCCUGGAUCAAGGAUUUAAAAUUGGAUGCCAGGACACAUUGUACGAUAGACAAUAUUUGUCGAGGUCAACUGACAACGUUACCAAACAAAUUUACAGAAUAGUCACCAAGAGGUCGACUGAUAAUGAGACAGGUUUCUUAGAAGCAGAAGUAGGCCUCAAGUUGAUGAAGGAAGGGCAGUACGCUUUUCACGUUGGUUUGGAAGUUGCCUACCCCAUCAUACAAGCGACUUUUGAUGAAGCCACCAUUUGCGAACUUAGAGAAGUACCAAUGUGGGGCCAAAGACACGUUCAUGGUAUUUACCAAAAGCAUUCACCACUGAAGGACGUCUUCGACGUUUGCUUGAACAGACUCAGCGAAAACGGGGUUUUGAACAGGGAGUACCAAUUUUGGCACCCGAAGAAACCAGAAUGUUUGAAAUCAGGGUCUAAUAUAAAGAUUCACACAGGAUUGGAGGAUUUCUAUCCCGCUUUGGUGGUUCUAUUGUUAGGAAUUGUGGCCAGCUUACAGAUUUUGGCAGUGGAAAUUUUGUGGCGCAAUCGAAAUAUUACGAGUCCAUUUAAAAAAGACACGGUUUAUCCUUAUUGCAACUAAAAACUAAAACAAGUUUAUGACGAUGAUAGAAGUAAAAUAGAUAGCUAGUAAUUAUUGUUCGAUAAGUUCACCUAUUUAUAAAAUAUAAUUUUUUUGCACAUAUCUAAUUAAUUAGUAGUAUUUGAUGCACAUGAUCAUUCACAGGGGUCCACUUGCAUGCUAUUGAACUUUCACUCACUUGUUUAAUAAAAAAAAUAUUAGAAAGAAAUAUACAUUUCUGCCAUUUUUUACGUAAAAAAGUUCUCUUAUUAAAAAGCGCUACGAGUAUAUUUGUUUCUAAAUUUUUCUUAUUAACUUCAAUUUUAACGUCUUUUAGUAAAUCUGCA